Truncatella angustata is the source of this 2892-nucleotide messenger RNA. RefSeq lists its product as uncharacterized. Bases 299 to 2422 code for a protein of 707 amino acids. NCBI's taxonomy places the organism in Eukaryota, Fungi, Ascomycota, Sordariomycetes, Amphisphaeriales, Sporocadaceae. The record is from RefSeq and is a predicted model, not a curated record. The transcript has 4 exons.
CUGAAGUACCAACUGAAGUGCAUCGCGCAUCGGGCUUUCGUGCUUCUUGCUUCUACUAUGCGCAUGCUGAUCAAUUCAUGAGCAUUGUUCCAACAAUCAUAAUCUCGAGAUUAAUACCACCACUACCACCCCGCCACAGCUACUUGGUCACUAGCUAUGGGCCAAAUUUGAGCUCUCCAUCACAACCAACCUCAUCUUCUCCUCCCCCAGACUUGAAUCCUCCAACCCGCCCGACCGUAGUGCAGCCUACGCCAUAUCGUAUGCCAUACACACCAUCCCUCCACGGCCCCCCGCAACCAUGGCAGGAAGGCGACGCCUAAGGGCGGCCUCGAAUUCGACUGUCGCCACCGUAGACGAACAGCAACUCGUGUACACCAAAGAGACCCAGAUAAUACGAGCAGCUUCUCCCGGUCUAAAACAGGAGGACUGGCCAUGCUUCCUCUUGGACGAGGCUGUCGUCUACGAUAAACAUGGACAGAUGGCCAAUCUGCUACAGGUCGAUCUCCAAGGACCCUUCAUGAUACGCGGGCUCUUGGUUGUCGAGCCAGACCAAAGAAGUUGUUUGAUCAGAGGCUACCAACGAACUCAGCACAUGUGGAUAGAAAUCUCGAGAACCUACACCUAUUCCAUCGGCUUGAAAGAAGAAUCUGGCACCCCGGUCAUCUGGGCCGCUGGCGAGGCAGCUCACUUUGAACUCAUCCCCGCCCAGCGGUAUGCCCGAACCGCCAGUAUCAUGUUUCAGGGCAUUGUCAUGCACUACAACGUGCUCGAUGUAUACGAAGCCGAAUUGGACGCCCUGAAAGAACUUGAGCAGGCCAAACCACGGGAAAAGAGGCGGAAACUACGCAUCAAGGAUGUCAAGCUUGAACUACAGGAUAUUUUCUAUAGGUAUGCCACUGCCAUAGGCGACGGCUCUACCUUGGAGGAAGUCACUGAACGAUGCCACGACCAAGCGGGCUUCCUUCUGGCUCAGUUUCCCAAAGACACUGGCUUUUAUGCCUGGCUCAGUAAUGAAUUUCCCGAUAUUGUACAAAAGCUCAAGAAAAAACCCAACCCUUCUGCCGAGAUUGCCUUUACUGAGCCCGAGUUGCCUGCGUCGAAGCCAGCCUCAAUGCGGCAAAAGUCAAGCUCGGCGGAUAGUCGUGGCUCUAAAGGCAAAACCAAAAUUGCCCAAACAGACCUGUCCUCGGUCAGUACCAGAGCUGGUUCAAAGAGCAAGCUCGGUUCUUUCGAGUCAGGAAGCGAUGAACAGCGGGCAUCACGUGCUAGAUCUGUUAGGGUAAAACGUCAAUCGCCGUCGAAACCGAAGAGACUUGAGUCAAUUGAACUUGCCGACGUCCGCAUGCGAGACUUUGCUCAGAAGCCAUUAGCGCUGCCAGCCCGCGCAAAGGACGAUCCGCCUGCUGCGAUGCCGGUAGGCUCAGCUUCUGCCCUGGCUGUGGUUAUUGACGUCUUAAAUGAAGAGCGACAAAAGAUGCUUGACAUGUGGAAUGCUGGAGCAAAGCACAGAAAGCACCCAGACUCUCUUCCGGUCAACAGCUGGCUGACCAAGAUCUACAUGGCCAUGAGCAUCACAAACUAUCAAUCAAAGGCAGAGGUCUUACAGUAUCACGCCGGCGGACUAGCUCGGCAACUUGCUCCAGAGUGGCAUAAGAGCGAGCUGUACAGAUGGGCAAAGGACAAUGCCAAUGCCGAGCCCAAGUAUGAACACACCACGGAAGAACACAUUCUGAGAAUCCAAAGACGUCAAAGAAAUCCUAACACCAAGUCAUCGGUUGAAAAGUCUGCGCCUACGCCGAUACCUGUGCCAACAAGUGGGAAGAAACCGCCGAGAGGUCGUCCAAGUGGGAAAGCAGCAGGACUGCGGCCAUCAUUAGGAGGAGCCCAGAAGCGUCUUCGAGAGCAGGAUGGCAGAGAUGACACGGACUUUGAUGACGAAGAGGAGCCCCAGAGAAAACACGUCAGGACCUCAGAAUUCUUCGCUAGCGAUGAAAAUGAGGAGCAACUACAAGAAGACUCGUCUUCGGAUGACGAGGAUGGAGACAGCACCGACAAGGAGCCACUUACGCGUGUUGUGAUCCACGCCGAACCAUUGCCUUCAACAACCCCGAAAGGACCAAAUCACACAUGGUCCUGUGAGGAACCUAACUGUGACUACGUUGUUCGCAGUGCAGAAGACGAGGAUGGCCAAGAGCUAAUCCAUCAACACUAUGAGGAGCAUGAAAAGGAAGCAAGUGACGAAGCAAAGGAACGCGAACUAAAAAAGGUCAACCUCGCAAUGCAAGAGAGUCGAGGCCAUUUGCCUAUCAAUCACCUUCUCGACAAGAUCCGCAAAGCAACUUCUAACUCGAAGGGCUCAGACUCAGCUGAGCUCAAUGGUCGUCCAAUCCCGCAACCCAUUAAAAAAGCCUUAGUUAUCUAAAGGGAUCUUCCAAGUUGAAGCAUCCAAUGUGUGAUUGCACACAAGUGAUCGUCACACUUGAUCUGCUUCCAGGCGCGUGUCUCGAAUCUGUGAACAGAUAAUUGGGUUAAGAGUUUACGAAUGAUACCUCACGGCGUGAUGGCUGACAUUGGUUGGCGUUUACAGCGAGCUUUAUAUUGUAAUCUGGCAUCUGGUGAGUUGGCACCACAUAGAUGCUUUCCGGCACUUUUUGCAACGUGUGUUAUGGUCGUGAGCACGGGAAUAUAGAAACAAAUAUACCCACAAAUCCUGCAGAUAUAAUCUGUCGCACCGAACAAACUAAUGAUGCAGUAGAAGCCGUUGUCGCAAACUGAUUAGUCGCUUGCAACUCAAAUGAUUAAGUUGCCCACUAGUUCCAUGGAUGCUCUUUCUUCCGAACAAUGAGCUGGAGAACAUAUGUUAGAAUACCGAAGUAAUAUACUCUUUCCAAG